Molecule: messenger RNA, 1077 nt
Organism: Fusarium oxysporum Fo47
Lineage: Eukaryota; Fungi; Ascomycota; Sordariomycetes; Hypocreales; Nectriaceae
Exons: 6
Coding region: 139-1077 (312 amino acids)
Source: RefSeq, a predicted model, not a curated record
CUCAUACAGAUCCACCCUUUACCGUUUCUCUAUUUUCCCCUUCCUCAUCUUGGCAUUUACUCAACGUUCUGUUUUGGCGAGCCAAGCCGCGGCUCGCGUGGGAGGGCUUAUCGAGAUCAUGCUCCCGGUCCAGUAGACAUGAUCCCCCUUGUAAUUGAAUCGUGGAUUUGGUACGCCAUUACAUGGCUCGUCGUCAUUGUCCGAUUGCUAUCUCGUCGGAUGGUGGUAGGAUCCGUCAAGAAGUACCAGAUAGAAGAUUACCUAAUGGUUCUCGCUAUGGUAUGCGACGCGGUUUUGAUAGCCUGCAUAAACGCCAGCUUCCGAAUGGGCAAUAAUCUGAUCGAUCCGACUCAACGAAUCACUCUCACACCAGACGAGAUCAGCCGACGCCGAUUCGGAUCUAAGCUUACCUUGAUUGCAGAGAUGCUUCAAUGCACUGUCAUCUGGCUGGUCAAGUGCUGCUUGCUCCUGAUAUAUAACCGACUGACGACGAAUUUGAGCUACAAUCGCGUAGUGAAAACUGUUGCAUUGUACGUCCUUGUCGGGUUUGUCGUUAUGAUGACCCUCUAUCUUGCGGUCUGGUGUCGACCUUUCUCCCAGUACUGGGCCGUCCCCACCGAGCACGAACAAUGCGCCACAUCAAGGAACCAUCUUAUUACCAAUGCAACCUUCAACUUGUCCUCAGACAUUAUGAUCAUUCUCCUUCCUAUACCACUUUUCCUCUGGUCCAACACUACCACUAGGAUAAAAGUAACGUUAUGCUGUAUUUAUGCUGUGGGCAUCUUCACGAUAGUCUCCGCAUUUCUAAAUAAAUACUGCUCUUUCACAGACCCCUACGGGCCUAAUUGGACCUUUUGGUAUAUCCGCGAGUCUUCAACCUCCCUCAUUGUCGCAAACCUUCCCUUGACCUGGCCCUUCUUCCGUCGCGUCAUGCAUAUCAACACCUCGAGCGCAGGCGAUUCUAAUCCACAGCUGCGACAUAGGGAUUCGCACCUCUUUGGCAACGUUCCUCCCCGGCCAAGCCUUAUCCUUGCUGAUAGUCGAAUUGAGCUCAGCCAGGAGCAUGGGCUCCCUUAG